AUGUUCCUACCCUCAUCAAAGAGGGCGUGGCUGUCUCCGCUACUGACAUUGCGUCUAGUAGCUUCGACGGCAAGUGCCUUCAAGGUGGCCAUCAGCGAUGCGGACGAGCUGAGGCAGACCUGUAGUGGGAUGUGGGCCGGCAAGGAUACGAGCAUCGAUUUGACCUUCAAGCCCAAUUCGACGGGGAGCGUGGCUACAAUCUUCUACGAAUGGCAGGACUUCCCUCUGCUUGGCACUCCAACCUCCCAGCGGGACGUAUUCGGCGAGCCGGUCCUCACUUAUAUCUGCACGCCUACUGCGGUGAACCAGAAGAUCUGCAAGGAGGAGGAUGUAGGGAACUUCAUCUUGAGUGAUGCGGCGAGGGCGAAGACUGUUCGGAGGGAGAGGGUUGAUCUGAAGGGGGACGAGAAGGUGUUGAACUACGUUGUCAACCAGACUGGAUAUUACUGCGUCGGUGCGACCGCCGUUCCCCUCACCGCGGACUCGCAGCAUGCAAAGUUUGACGCUCUCAUCACCUUUCACAACAUGUUCAAGGGGGAACUGCCUGGUGGGGAGUAUCCGAAGCUAGGCUUCUACUUCGGCCUCACCUGCACAUACAUCCUCCUGGGAGCGGCCUGGGCUUACCUCUGCGUCAAACACAAGGACGAACUUCUCACGAUCCAACACUUCAUCUCCGGCCUCUUCCUCAUCCUCGUCAUAGAGCAACUGAUAACCUACGCAUACUAUCGCUACCUCAACACGCACAGCAUCGACUUCUUCCACCUCUCUUCGGUGUCAGGCAACGCCUCUGAGACAUGGUCCGCGCGAGCCCUACUAGUCAUCGAGUCAAUCAUCGACUCGGCACGGAAUAGUGCGAGUUUCUUCCUGCUUCUCAUCGUAAGCAUGGGAUACGGCCUCGUCCGUCCCCGCUUGGACCCCAAGGUGAUGCUCCGCGCCAAGCUACUCACCGCCGUCCACCUAGUGUGCGGCUGCCUCUACUCAGUGGGCAUAGUCCUCCUCAGUAUAGAAGCCGGAGGCACCUGGGUCUUCCUCUUCAUCUUCCCGCUCGCCUUCACCUUGACCUCCCUAAUGAUGUGGUCCCUCAACAGCCUCAAUGCUACAAUCUCCCACCUGACCGCGCGAAAGCAGACUUUCAAGCUGGCCUACUUCAAGCGCCUCUACCGCAUCCUCGUGGGAGCAGUUGUGGUCACGGGAGCAUUCUUCGUCGUCUCCUCGGUAGCCUUCUCCCAAUCGGGCGCAGAAUCCUUCCCAUCCCAAACGUGGCGAUACAGGUGGUUCCUUCUGGAUGGUUGGACUUCCCUCCUCUACUUGGCAGUAUUUGGGCUCAUUGCCUGGACUUGGAGACCGACGGGGAUGAAUCUGAGGUUGAGCAUGAGCGACGAGAUUGCUACGGGGGAGAUGGAGGGGGAUGCGGAGGAUAUUGAGAUGGGAGGGGAAUAUGCGGGUCCGGGCAUGCCGGGCGAGGAUAGCGAUGAUGAGGAUGAUGAGGAGGCGGCAAAGAGGAAGCGAAAGUCGGCGGCCGCUGCGAGUAACGCGAGUGGAGCUCAACCUUCUUCGUCGUCUGGCUCGGGCUCGGCCUCGGGCGGUAUGGGCCCUCCGCCUGCCUAUGAGCCCAGACAGAGCGCGAGCGCGAGCGCGAAUGACGAUGUGGUGUUUGCGUUGGGCGAUGAGGAUGAAGAGGGAGAGGAUGAGGCGGGUGCGUUGCGCAAGCAGGGAGGGGGAAGGAAGAGCAACGCGAGUGAGGAGACGAUCAGGGAGAGGUGA
Jaminaea rosea is the source of this 1764-nucleotide messenger RNA. RefSeq lists its product as hypothetical. NCBI's taxonomy places the organism in Eukaryota, Fungi, Basidiomycota, Exobasidiomycetes, Microstromatales. Gene Ontology annotation, cellular component: membrane; Golgi apparatus. The record is from RefSeq and is a predicted model, not a curated record. Gene Ontology annotation, biological process: retrograde transport, endosome to Golgi. Bases 1 to 1764 code for a protein of 587 amino acids. The transcript has 7 exons.